UUAAAUGUUUGACAUGUAAACUGUCUUAAAUACUAUAUACUGGUACCAAUAUAAGAAUGCCAUAUGAAAUACCUUGAUGUCAUGAAUCUAAAGGAAUAAAUACGUAAUGUACAGAUAUGGACUGAUAGACUACAAGAUUAUAUGUUCAGUUAGAUAUUUGGAUGUCAUAACUAAAAAGUGAUGUCAGGACUUAAAUGAAGUGUUAAUAUCAGAAGAGACCAAGAACGCAUUAACCUACAGUCAACAUUUUGAAGGCGUAAUGAUAAAUGAUUCAUACUAAGGCAGAUCAAGUUAGACAGCCUUUGGGCAAACAUGUAGAUGACAUCAGAAUGCAACUUUAUCAAACAAAAAACAUUCACACUGUUAGAUUACAUAAUAAGCUACUGAGAAUGUGUAUAACUCAAGUUUGAGAUCUUCAGAAUGAGAGAUAAAAAGCAUGCCUGUUAUGUCCUAAUAGUUAUAAGUACAAUAAGUUACAUAGUGUACUUGGUCGCAGUUUCAUAUUCCAAAGUUCCAUUGAUGGAGUUCUCAACAACUUGUGGACUCAAACCAAAAGAUAAUAACACUGGCCCCUGUUCUAAUGUGUUAGAAGCACUCACCAAAGGCUCUUGGAAACUAAAAAAUGAUCUAAGUGAAAAAGAUGUUGUGGAAUUGGAUAUUCGCAAAGCAUUAAAAUCUAAGCAUAUUAGUCUCCAAAGAGAUGAUGACCAAUGUGGUAAUACACACUUAUACACCGAAACAUACUUUCAAACAUUAUUCAAUACGAGACCUGUGAAUUUCCGAGCUUUGUGUGAUCCAGAUGGUCCAAAACCAUGUUGCUAUGACAACAUAUGUAUGGAUAAAUCAACCCUUGAGUGCCAAUGUGACAGAUGUUAUGAUCUGCGUCAAGAAAUUCAUGCUGAGUUAGCAGAUUGGGUACCAGACAACAACCAGUGUCAAGUACAGGAGUUCAACCCUCAGGAAGCCUGUGAUGUCAUAACAAAGCGGUUCAACCAUAUCGUUGUCAUGGGAGAUUCAUUGAUGAGACAUGUCAUGGCUGGGCUAUUGAUAUUGCUUAGACAAGGACCUGGAGCAGAUAGUCUAUUGCAUCCAAAUACUCCCAAAGAAAUAAAGCAAGUGUGUACCAAAUAUUACCAAUUACUUCAUAAACAAUGCAAUAACGAAUACAUUUGGAAGUCAGCUACGCUCUGCAAUGGAAAUCUCAAACUCACAUUGGCAGAACUUUAUUCAAUUGAUGUCUUCAAAAAGCAGAAGGGGACCAUUUCAGAACUGGACCUUGAUGAGAAAAGCUUGAUAAUAAUGGGUGCUGGGUUACAUGAUGACCUCAAUUCUCAAUAUAUGAUCAAUGAUUAUAUAAAGCCAGCCCUGAAUGAGAUAUAUAAAGAAAGAACAAAAUUAGAUGAAGCAGAUUCAAAUAACCCAGUGCUAACAAGACAUAAACAUUAUCCUUCUUCAGUUCUACCUCAAUUAACAAAUACUGGAUCUUCCAAUGGCAAUAAACAUUAUACUGAUAAUGACGAAAAUGAUCUGAGUUCGAGUAAACGUCCGAGUGUUUUAUGGUCUGGCAUUCAUCGACCUGGUCUUCUGAAAUCUCUUCAUCUUGUUCAACAAGAUGUUUUCCAUGUACUGCAGUAUAAUAAAGACAUCAAGGAAUUCCUAGGAAAAUACUGCAUACCCAUAUUGAACAAUGAACACUUGUCCGAUGGAGUGUUCAGUAUUGAUGGUACCCAUUAUGGAUAUGGAGUUAAUGUACUCAAAGCUAAAAUAAUUGUGAACUAUAUUAGCUCACUAAAUGUUGAUGGUUGAUGUAGAAUAGCAAGAUGCUGA
Molecule: messenger RNA, 1827 nt
Organism: Owenia fusiformis
Lineage: Eukaryota; Metazoa; Annelida; Polychaeta; Sabellida; Oweniidae
Source: the annotation of a GenBank genome assembly